Molecule: messenger RNA, 7223 nt
Organism: Folsomia candida
Lineage: Eukaryota; Metazoa; Arthropoda; Collembola; Entomobryomorpha; Isotomidae
Product: DNA polymerase theta
Exons: 20
Coding region: 206-7069 (2287 amino acids)
Biological process (GO): DNA-templated DNA replication; double-strand break repair via alternative nonhomologous end joining
Molecular function (GO): DNA binding; ATP binding; DNA-directed DNA polymerase activity
Source: RefSeq, a predicted model, not a curated record
UCGGCGGGACUGGAGCCGAAAAUCAGUCGAAAAAAAUUAUCCGUUUGUUUAGAGUCACGUUUUACUUACUUACGUACAUUUUUUAACGAUUCGAAUUAUUAUUGUGUUUAUUUUAACUAAUUUAACAAAUUUCUGAAGGCACUUGUUGACUGACACUAAUUAUGCAACUACAUUGACAAAUAUCCUACAUAAAUAACAAAUUAUCAUGAAUACACGAAGUAAAAAGAGAAAACAAUCCUUCUCUGGACCAGACGCUGGAAUUCCAAUAGAAGCGAACAAACAAAAGGGAAAUGCAGCUGUAAAGAACACAAGCGUUGAGUCUGUUGAACCCCCAAGAUCGAAGAAAAGGCAUGCCGUUAAUAAUAGCUUUGUUCCCCCUGCGGCGGAAAAUGCUAUCGGUGCACCAAAAGCGCCUAGUUCGGCUGGACGUAAAAAACCAAAGACACGAGCAGUUCGGAACAAAAAUGCGAAGGAGAAUGCAGAUAAGAGCAAGAAGAAGAAAAAGGCAAAGUUUAAGGUUGCUUUUACAAAUCGUAAAGAUGCCAAGAGGUUAUCAAGUAGUGGGAAUAAUGAAUUAUGUCUCGCGAAAGAAGAGCUAUCUUGUAUGUCGGAAGAGGAAAAGUUGUUAUUGACGUCGUGGGGACUUCCUCCGUCUGUCGUGCAUAAAUAUGGUUCCAAAGGUGUGACUUCCCUUUUCCCAUGGCAGUUGGAAUGUCUCGCAAACGCGGAGGUUUUAGGGGGCAAAAAUUUACUGUAUUCGGCACCGACAUCGGCAGGAAAAACUCUAGUUGCAGAAAUUUUAAUGAUCAAGAGGGUUUUGGAAUUGGGGAAAAAGGCAAUAAUGAUUUUACCAUUUGUUUCCGUCUGUCGUGAGAAAAUGUAUGGUUUGCAAGAGAUUUUUGGCGAUGCUGGGAUCCGCGUGGAAGGCUUUAUGGGAAGUUAUGCACCACCAGGAGGAUUUAAAGCCGUUGACAUUGCAAUAUGUACGAUUGAAAAAGCAAAUAGUUUGAUAAAUCGACUCUUGGAGGAAAAUUCUCUACACCAGUUGGGAACUAUUGUUGUGGAUGAAUUGCACCUAAUCGGAGAUCCUCAUCGAGGAUACUUAUUAGAACUUCUACUUACUAAAAUUCAGUACAUGACAAAAUAUCGGAAACAAUCGACAGAUGACUCAAUCGUUAGUGCAGACGGAGAAGGAAACGAGGAUGCGAAAAAACUCAAUAUUCAAAUUAUUGGAAUGUCUGCUACAUUACCUAAUCUUGAGUUGCUGUCAUCUUGGAUUGAUGCUGAAUUGGUGGUCUCAAAUUAUCGUCCUGUUCCUCUCGAGGAAAGGAUUUGUUUCAACGGAAAAAUAUUUGAUCAACUUCAAAACCUUGUGCGUGACGUGAAACUGCCUACUCUCCCCAUCGAAUUUCAAGCGGAUAGCGAUAACCUCGUCUAUCUUAGUUUAGAAACCGUACUGAAUGGACACUCAGUCCUUAUCUUUUGCCCAACCAAGGCCAAAUGCGAACAUGUUGCGGAACAAAUUGCUAGAGAAUUUUAUAAAAUUGGAAACAUGAGCGAAUCCAAUCCUCUACAUCUUCUGCAAAUUAGACAGCAACUUAGGGACCAGCUAAAUUCGAAUAAGAUACGAGAAGUUCUCACGCAACUUGAAAAUUGCCCUGGUGGUCUUGAAGCAGUUUUAAAGAAAACUGUGUCGUUCGGGGUUGCAUUUCAUCACGCAGGACUGACGUACGAUGAGCGUGACAUUAUAGAAGCAUCUUUCAAACGAUCCGUGAUUCGUGUCAUUGUUGCAACGUCAACGUUAUCUGCGGGUGUCAAUCUUCCAGCUCGUCGUGUCAUCGUUAGUUCACCUAUGACAUACAGGACUCCUUUGGACGUGAUGACAUAUCGCCAAAUGUGUGGUCGUGCUGGGAGAAAGGGUGUCGAUACGGAAGGCGAGAGUAUUCUAAUUUGCACCGAUGCAACGAAAGAUGCCGGUCUUAAACUUGUCCAGUCUUCCCUUCCAUUCGUCAAAAGUGCAUUGUUGGGAGACGAAGGAGCUCUGACAUCCUCAAUGAAAAGAGCACUGCUUGAAGUCAUUGCGAGUGGAAUUGCAACGCGACCUGAAGAUGUUGACAAAUACUCAAAAUGCAGCUUGUUAUCAAAGUCAAUCGAGACUGGACUAUAUGAGGAUAGCGAUACUCUUCCAACUUCUCAAGAAGACAAAAAUAAAACGAUUAAAGAAUGUCUCAAAUUUCUUCAAGACAACGAUUUUGUUAAAUUACUCACCUACGAAGAUGCAAAACCCGAUGAAUACAUGACCACACAGCUUGGAUCGGCUUGUCUUGCUUCGUCCUUGUCUCCAGAUGAUGGGAUCGCAGUGUACAAAGAACUUGAAAAGGCCAGGAAAUGUUUCGUUUUAGAAAGUGAACUUCAUAUCGUAUAUCAGGUCACCCCCCUCUAUGUGUCUGACCAAUUUCGCAACCUUCCAUGGCUAGAUUAUCUAAACAUAUACAACGGCUUAAGCCCAGGUGAUAAAAAGGUGGCCGACCUCGUCGGAAUUGAAGAGGCUUUCAUUAUGCGAGCAAUGAUUGGCACCGUGUCGGCACAAAAUCUAAAACAGAAGGACAAGUUCAUGAUACAUCAGCGAUUUUUUGCAGCCCUAGCUCUGAAUGAUUUGGUGAAUGAAACGCCAAUAUCUACGGUUGCAGAGACAUAUACCUUGAACAAAGGGGUUAUUCAAAAUUUGCAACAGGCCGCAUCCACAUUUGCAGGAAUGGUUACAGCUUUUUGCGACCGCCUCGAAUGGAAAAAUAUAGAGCUUCUAUUAAGUCAAUUUCAAGACCGUUUGCAGUUUGGAGUUCAACGUGAAUUAUGCGAUUUGGUUCGUCUUUCUACCAUGAAUGCACAAAGAGCUAGAAUUUUGUAUAAUAAUGGUAUUAAAACUGUCGCCGACCUUGCUGCAUCCGACCCUGCUAUCGUGGAAAACAUUUUGCAUCAUGCAAUUCCUUUUCAAAGUGCUGUUCACGGCGCGAGCGAGGGAACUCCACAACGCCACAUUUGGAUACUUGGUAAAAAUGAUGGGCUCAGCGAGAGUGAAGCCUCCCAGAAAAUCGUGGAAGAAGCCCGUGUGUUCCUUCAGAUCGAAUUGGGCCUUCCAACUUUCGAGUAUGAUCAUGCAAAACCAAAUGAAAAAGACGACUCAAAGCAAGAUCUCCUCGAUCAAAGUGAGUCAUCUUCUGCAGAAGACUCUAUCGUGGACGACAGAGAAGUGUUUCAUCAAAAGAUGAUGGAGGCAUCGAGAUUAUCUAGCCAUCGAGGUCAAAUGUCAAAAAGCACAUCUUUAAGCAAAGAAAAUAGUGGAAGAGAAAGUAGAGUCGCCAUACCCAAUAAAGUAGAUAAGCACGUUUCCUUCAAGGAGGCUGAUGCAGCAGUUGUCGAUGACGAUGUUUUUGAUGAUUCCUUCCCCAAAUUGAGCUCGGAGGAUUUAUUUGAUGGAAUAGAGAAUAAAUACUUGGGCAAGAAAAACAUCAACAACGACAUCCAAGACAGACUCGGUCAAUUCGUUGAGACAUCAACGCAUGUUGUAAAGUAUAAGGAAAACCCAAACGUGACUCCCAAGUCGAAUAAUAAAUUGAGACUAACUGAUCCUGACAGACUGAGUAUAGGUGACUCAAAUAAUCCCUUAUUUCACUCAACACCAGGAAGAAACGGAUUUGCGAACGUCUUUACAAAAAAUCCUAUUUCUUCAGCAGUCGCUUUAGAUGCCGCAAUCCGACAAGUUUCGCCAAUUCUAAGACGGAACAAAAUGUCUACAUCAACUCCAAAAAAUCAAACUACGGACAUGAUAGAUGAACAAAAUAACCAUGAUAAUGAUAUUAAUACAGGAAUUCUAGCAGAAUUCCGUCGCGAUUUUGAUUCUGUUGCUGAAAAGAUGGAAAUAUCCCUUAAUAUUUCGGAUAUUGAGAAUAAGGAUAAAAUUCACAAGUUGAAUGAUUCUGAUCAUGCUGCUAUGCUGGCUAUUGCGAACGAUUCCAAGUUCUACUCUGAAGACAUGUUUGCUGACGUAGAGGGACACAAAUUGAGUGAUGGAAAUAUCGAACAAAAGGAAAUUUCUCUUAAACCAAACGUGGAUGAUGAUGACGACGCAAAUCAAAUUGAUGUCUACACAAAAGACAUUCUUAAUGAACUGGUCAAUAAAUCCAUGGACUUUUCAGAGGCAGAAGAAGGUGUCAGAAAUAAAGAAAACUUCACUCCAAAUUCUAGUAAAUGCAAAGGAGGAGGAGUAGAAUCCGAACAAAAUCAGAUCUUACAUUCUACUCCGACUAGAAAACUGACAAAAUAUUCAAACAUUUUUGCAAAAAAUCGACUUUCUUCCAUUGCUUUUGAAUCAAAACCUAGAACAAGAGAUGAUGUCAAUGAGGUGGACAGCGAUAUCAUAAAAUCAAGAUCUUCAGAUCUGCAGAUAAAUUUGCAAGACGAAAUCAACACGGAUGUCAUGGCCGAGUUUAACAAAGAGUUUGAUUCCUUUGCAGAACAACGGAUAGAAACAUCGUUUAUGGCACAUGAAUUGAUUUUGCCUUUGCCCACACCUAUAAAGCUAAGUGAGUCUGAUACCGCUGCAAUGCUGGCAAUAGCAAAUGAUUCAAAUUUUGAUUCUCAUUCUCAAGACAUGUUCGCCGAUCUUGAAGGCAACCCAGCAGAAAAUCUUGUAAAAGUUGCAAAUAGUAAUCAUGAUGGAAAAAGACGAUCCAACUCAAUUCCUGAGAAAUCUAGCUCCAGACAAAGCUCUACUACUAAUAUUACUACUGGAACUACUACUGGAAUAGAAACAUCAACAGAAUGUGAAACUAGCAACAGUAUUCUUGAAAAUUCAUCCGAAUUCACGGAAAACUCUUCAUGCAUGACUUCAAAAAAUGGAUCAUUAAGCGCACGAAAUGCAGACCAAACUCCAACCCCAGUAUGCAAUGCGUCCGUUGGCGAACAUGUAUUAAAAGUGAUCAAGAUAUUAACUCCUGAAUUUAUCCCUGACGAAUGGUUUCAAACAGCUGAAGGGGGCGUGAUAAGUGUCGGAAUUAGGAUCGAAUUUCCCAAACGGGCCACUUCCAUUGCGCAAUGCGGAAUUGGAUCAAGAAUUCUUGGUGGACAAAAAGGAGGCCUCAACAAGAAUAAUGAACUGGAACAUUCAAUCGUGCUUUACAAUGGGGGACACACAAUGUGGCUGUAUAACUGGAGGACGACGAUCACCUAUAACCAACCCGAGAACGACGACGUGUCUCUCCACUCGUCCAACUACAAGAAAAGGAAGCUGGCAAAAUUAUUUCGACGGAUGGAAGCUUUCUCUUGCUCCAUAGUUUUAUUUGAUGCUAAGGAUAAAUUGAGACGACUUUUGCAACAAAUCGGAAGAGACCUGUUGGCAGACAUCCCCAAGAAAAUACUUGACCCAAAAAUUGCUCAGUGGAUGCUACAAUUUGACGAUAGUGGAUAUGAAAACUUGGGCGUGGACAAGAUGGCUGAGCUACAUCUUAAUCAUGCAGACAAGCACAUAUUUAAAUUGGGUUGGGCGAAGGAGCUUGAGGAAACCUUUGUUGCGUGGCAAAUUAUACAGAAGAUGACCUUUCUACUGCAGGAACGUCAACUCUGGACACCUUUCAUUGAGGUCGAAAUGCCUUCAAUAAUUCCACUGCUUCUAAUGGAGUGCAACGGAUUUGGUCUGGAUUCCCUAGAGUUGAACCGUAUGAAGAGAGGUCUGGAGUAUAAAUGUGCCAUAUUGGAGAUUAAAGCUUAUCAAUUGGCUGACAGACAGUUUAACUUGUCAUCGCCACAAGACAUUAAGAAGGUUUUGUUUCGAGAAAUGGGCCUGAAACAACCUUCUGGUAGCAAAGGGACAGGGAAGGAUGUCCUCUCCAAAUUGGACCAUGAGCUACCAAAGCUAAUCUUGGAAUGGAGAAAGAUUACAAGUGCUCUGCAAAAAGUUGUGCUUCCCUUUCUUCAAGAAAAAUCGUUAGAAACGAAUCGAGUUCACGGAUAUUAUUCCCAUUUCACUGUCACGGGCCGUGUCGUAAUGUCAGAUCCUAGUUUGCAAUGCAUCCCUAAAGAUUUUGACCUCGAUCUAGACUUUUCUCCAGAAGAGAUUGAAGAUAUUAAGGAAAAUGGGAAAAUCAAGUUUGGUUCCAAGUUAGCUUCACUUUUAAAUCAGAUGGAAAGUGCAAAAAAUCUGGCUAGUCAAUCCCAAUAUUUGCGAUCUAGUCUUAUCUCGAUGCGAAAUGUUUUCGUCCCAUGUUCGAAUGAAUUUGUCUUAGUCUCUGCGGACUAUUCUCAAUUGGAAUUGAGGAUCUUGGCUCAUUUAAGUCAAGACAAGGGAUUAUUGGAGACAUUGAACAAUUUGGAAGGUGACGUUUUCAAGUCGAUUGCGUCAACGUGGAAAAAAUUGCCACCCGAUCAGAUAACCAGUUCAAUUCGUCAAGAAGCGAAAGGAAUCGUUUACGGUGUGAUUUAUGGAAUGGGAGUCAAAACAUUGUCUGAACAACUGGAAGUGGAUAUAAGCGACGCAUCUCGUUUUAUUUCAGACUUUAUGCGAACUUAUCCCCAAAUUCGUUCAUUUUUAGACAACACGAUUAAAUCUUGUCGUGAAAACGGAUUUAUAGAAACUAUUUCAGGAAGGCGACGAUAUUUACCGAAUAUUAACAGCAAUAAUCCAACUCUGCGAGCUCAAGCAGAACGCCAAGCCGUAAACUCGCAGAUUCAAGGGUCUGCGUCCGACCUUGUUAAAACAGCCAUGUGCAAAAUACACACCCGACUUGGCGAAUUAUUCCCGAAAAAUUCAGUCCCUGUAAAUUGGGUGCAACAUAGGUCAAAAUCCAGUAGCCAAAACAUGCUUGUUCCUAUGCUCCGCCUGCCAUCAUCAAUUACCUACCUCCCCGUUCUGAAUUUACAUGACGAGCUAAUUUUCGAAGUGAGACGCAGUCGUUUGCACGAAAUUUCGACAGAGAUUAGAAAUCAGAUGGAAUCAUGCAUAAAACUUAAUGUCCGUAUUCCUGUCGUCGUUAAAGUGGGAGAGUCUUGGGGAACUUUAGCUACCCUAGAGUGACAUCGAUAACCUGUGAUACAUUUAUUAUUCCUAUGAAUUUAUAUAUUAUGAAUUUUCACGUGACUUGAGUUAAUCUGCUAUUACAUUAUUAUGUGCGUUAACAUUAUUUAACUCUCGAGUAAGUUUGAUUUUCAAUAAAAUUCUGGAUCUCAAA